Molecule: messenger RNA, 693 nt
Organism: Solanum dulcamara
Lineage: Eukaryota; Viridiplantae; Streptophyta; Magnoliopsida; Solanales; Solanaceae
Exons: 2
Coding region: 1-693 (230 amino acids)
Source: RefSeq, a predicted model, not a curated record
AUGGGAACUGUUAGGGCUGUUAUAGCCUUAGCUGCAACACAUCAUUGGGAAAUCCAUCGGAUGGAUGUUUCAAUACUUUUCUUCAAGCUCAGCAAAUGUGAUCAUAAGAUGAUCCUGCAUACAAAGGAAAUCCUCCAGAACAAGUUCAAGAUCAAAGAUUUAGGAGACUUGAGAUAUUUUCUAGGGAUUGAGUUUGCCAGAAAUAACAAUGGAAUUUUGAUGCAUCAGAGGAAGUAUUGUCUUGAACUGAUUUCAGAUAUGGGAUUAUCUAGCUCAAAACCUGUUGGAGCUCCUAUUGAAUUAAAUCAGAAACUCACAACUGUAGAGUUUCACUUACACUUUCCACCUACUGAUGAAAAGGACAAGUUGCUGGAUGAUCCUAGUAAGUAUCAAAGGCUAGUAGGAAGAUUACUUUACUUAACAAUCACAAGGCCAGAUAUUGCAUUUGCAGUUCAAUUAUUAAGCCAGUUUAUGCACAGUCCAAAGACUUCUCAUAUGGAUGCAGCAAUGAGGGUGGUUAGAUAUGUUAAACAAUCAGCAGGACUUGAGACACUUAUGGCAGCUGAUAGUGUAAAUAAGUUGACUGCAUAUUAUGAUGCAGAUUGGGCAUCAUGUCCAAAUAAUAGAAAUUCAAUAACUGGUUACAUGGUUACAUAUGGGAACUCACUGAUCUCAUGGAAGUCUAAGAAAUAG